GUCCAGGAGGGCAAAGAAAGGAAAGUUCCCAACCGGUCUGGAUGGACCCACGCUCUCCGGAUUCAUCGCCCCCGUCCAUACAUAGACCGCAUAGGAUGUGUGGGGUGGGGCCGAAUAUGAAGGAACCACCCAGAAGACACCCACCCAGACCCCAGCGGCAUCCGCCGAUCUUGUUUUUUCCAGACCGUGACAUACAAUAAAACGGGCCGCGCUCAGCAAUCUUUACGCUUUUUACAGCUCUUGCUUCCAACCCGUUUUUCCCACCACUGAAAACAUUACCCUCAACACUCCACGUCCUCUCCCGACUCCAUCAUCAUGGCGACCAUAUUCGACGCAUCCAUCUCCGCUGCAACAUCUCCGACUGCCCCCACAUCCAAGCGCAGUCCACCAACCGCCGAAAACCUCACCUGGCCCUCGCCUCCCGCGACGAUCGGAGGUACACCCGCUGCCGUGAGAGUAGUCGCUUCCCCAAUUCCCCGCCCCGAACCCAUGUCGCUCCCCGCCGGCCGUCAUCCUGAAGCAUCUUCUUCAUUGUGCUCGUGCGACACGGCGCAUAGAGGUUUCUCAAGCCGUCAUAUCGUCAAGCGCUCGCAUAACCGUCGCAAGCAACUAACUCCUCACAAGUCCAUCACGUAUUCGGCCGCACUUGCUCAGCUCUCCCGCGCUGAGCGCCAACUGCAAGGUAUCAUCGCUCUCGAUGUCUACGGCGUAUUCAUGUCCCGACCGUCGCUUCUGCUCUAUGACAAAUCGGCCGCCGCAGGACGUGCCCGCAUGAUGCGAUUGAAAGAACUGCAAGCACGUCAUGGCGAUCUCCAAGGCAUUCCUUGGGACGCCUCCGCCAUCGUCCCUCGUACGGGCGGUGGCGGAAGGAAGCGACGAGGACGGCCAGGCCGCAAGACGACCGGCACUCCAGGCACCACGGCUCCCAACACCGCACCGGGUUCGCCGGCAUUCGACCCCGCAUCACUGCCCCUUCCCGCCUCGGCCUUCACGAUGCUCACAACAAACAAUGCACCAGUCGUGACAUGGAGCAAAGGCGACCCGCUCGAGAUCCCCGAAUCAUCGGCGGGCUAUUCGCAGCUCACAAGCGAGGAAGUCAGGACCUGUCGCACGCUGCGUCUCUAUCCAGCGACAUACCUGCAGAUCAAGACUACCCUCCUUCAAGCUCCGCCGGGGUUCAAGAAACGUGAAGCUCAGAAGUGGUGCCGUGUCGACGUGAACAAAACGGGCAAGCUCUACGACUGGUUUGCCGCUCUAGGGUGGAUCCACAUUGCUCCGUAGGAGUUCGUUUCCCAUAGUUUCGCUAUUGCUCACUAUGUAGGCGUAGGGAAUCAUUUUUAGGUCAUUCAUCACGCAGAUAGAGGAAGUUAAAUAUGUUCGGGGCUUUUCCCUGGUGGCUUUCGUUGCCCUAUCAUUUUGCUAUUUCUCAUCCAUGCAUGUAUGUUUUCAAUGGACGCAAUUGUACCUCAUGCACCAAGUGCCCAAGCA
This is a messenger RNA of Fimicolochytrium jonesii, 1488 nucleotides long. RefSeq lists its product as uncharacterized. The transcript has a single exon. The coding region runs from base 316 to 1281 and encodes 321 amino acids. NCBI's taxonomy places the organism in Eukaryota, Fungi, Chytridiomycota, Chytridiomycetes, Spizellomycetales, Powellomycetaceae. The record is from RefSeq and is a predicted model, not a curated record. Gene Ontology annotation, molecular function: protein binding.